Molecule: messenger RNA, 1369 nt
Organism: Gilbertella persicaria
Lineage: Eukaryota; Fungi; Mucoromycota; Mucoromycetes; Mucorales; Choanephoraceae
Exons: 9
Coding region: 161-1222 (353 amino acids)
Cellular component (GO): Golgi apparatus
Source: RefSeq, a predicted model, not a curated record
AUUCUCUUUUCACAUGCUAUUUUCCCACUUGAUUUAUUUUGCUGAAUAACCCCCUUUCUUCCCCCCAAAAAUCAAGUAAUUUUGGUGUAACCAAAAUAAUUAUAGAAAAAAGCCCGUUUCUUGUUUAUUUACUUCUUUUUCUUUUUUCAAUACUACUGAGAUGCCACUUUAUUCUCAUUCCUCGACAAGUGUCUUGAGCGACACGAAUGGAAAAGAGAUAAAGUUGGAAAGACAGAAUACAAAUGCUCUUUAUUCUAUAUGGGAUACAAAAAACUCCCUUUACCUUAUCUUAUUGACUGUGUUGGAGGCUAUUGCUGUGAUUUUAUUAGAGUCUGUCUUGUUAGCUAAAUUUCAACGAGAUGCUCAUGUCAAUAUUGAAGAAGGCCUUACCAAGGGCAUUCCAGUCUAUUUAGUGAUCUUUAUUUUCUCGCUUGUUUUUCAAGUUGCACUUGCUUGGGAUGCAGUUCGACAUAAAAACACUAUCCAAAUCAUUGCUUUCAACUUGUUUAAUCUGUGUUGUUUUGCUUAUGCUGUUUUUCAGUUCAAACAGAUUUUUGAAGCACUAAAACAAAGAUUAGGUGACAAUGGUCUCUCUUGGGAAUUACAGAAAUUGAUGAUAGCCAAUCCUGUCAUUAUUGGUGUGUGUCAGUUGGCUUAUUUCUAUCUUGGCGCAAGACUCUACCUUGAAUUUGGUUGGCGAAUUUAUAAAAAGAUUGGGGCUGAUCCAGACAUAAGAAACAUGUAUCGCUGGUAUCAAAUCUUCUUGACUUUACUGAAGAUUGACUUCUUUUUCUUUUUGGGGUUCUCGAUUCAAUACCUUGUGCUUGUACUUCAACGAGGCGACGUGGAAUAUCCAUUGACGAUCAUUGCCUUACCUUUGACCUGUGUUGUGUUGGUACUGGCUGUGUAUGCCAUCAAGCAUGAAUCAAAAAAGAUGAUUACCCUAUUUUUUAUUGGAUUAGCUGCUGGUAUAGCUUAUUUCAUAUUCAAGAUUUACCGUAUUUAUGACUAUUCACAACAAGCAAAAUACGAGUUUGUCAAGGAAUUUCUUACUUUUUUUGCAUGUGUGACAUUGGUCUUGAUUAUUUUGACAAUCAUCAAUGCGGCUAUUUGUUGUUAUAACUUUGACAAGGGACUUAAGGCACACUUACUUUGUGAUAUGACUGAGCCUUGUAUUCAUUCAGAAGAGAAUAACCAUGGUCGUACAUUAUCUUUAGACUAGCAUACCCUCUUUUUUCUUCUUCUACUUGUAAAUAUAUAUAUAAGAAUGGCUUAUGUUUAGACAUUCCACGUUCUAUAAAUUGGGCUGAGUUACCAAAUAAAGCACAGGGCGAUCACUCAAAAAUUAAAAGAAAAAAAAUUAUUUCCC